Tetrahymena thermophila SB210 is the source of this 3117-nucleotide messenger RNA. RefSeq lists its product as hypothetical. The record is from RefSeq and is a predicted model, not a curated record. NCBI's taxonomy places the organism in Eukaryota, Ciliophora, Oligohymenophorea, Hymenostomatida, Tetrahymenidae. The transcript is spliced from 20 exons.
UUAUUAUUUCUUACUUUCAAAUAUUUGAUAAAGUUAUCUAUAGUUUAGCAAUAGUUUAUUCAAGCAAAAAUACACUUAUCUGCAAUGGCCAAUCAAUCAUAGUCAAAUUCUGAUGAGUUGGCUCUAUAAUAGAUAAAUUAGGCUAAUGAAUAAUUAGAGGAAUUAUAAAAUUAAAUUAAAUCUAGAAAAGCUUUAUUAGAAGCGCUAGGUGGUGAAAGCAAAUUCGAUGAGGAGAAGUAUUUGAUUUUGAUAAAGACUCUAGAAAAUUCAAUGCAAGAAAAGGAAUAACUUGCAUAAAAAUAAUAGGAAACUAUCGACCAUCAAAUCUAACUCUUAGAUGAAAAAGAUCAAUUAUUAAAUACUAUUUAGAUCGAACUUUAAUCACUGAAAGAAGCAUCUGCUAAAUAAGUUGAAAGUUUGCAAUAAGCUGAUUAGCAAAUUAAUUAAUUAAAAUUAGAGAAGGAAUCUAUAAAUUAAAAUUUAUUGGACCUUUAAAAAGAAAAUACAGACAAAGAAAAAAACAUCAAAGAACAGGAAGAACAAUUACAAUCUUUACAGAAGAAGUACAAUGAAGCUGUGGAAGCAAAAAAUAGGAGAUAAUCAAUAGAGAAGAGUAUAAGUUCAACAAAAUUAAAAUCAAAACCAAGUAUGGCUUAAAAGAGCCAGUAUGAGAUUAUGCUUGAUAAAGAGUAAGAUAAAGGAAUUAUAUCAGAUCUUCAAUAGAGGAUUCAAGAAUUGGAAAAAUAAAAUUUCUAGCUUAAAGAACAAACAGGAUUUUAGAAAAUCAAAAUAGAGCAAUAUGAGUCUAGUGAAGAAAUUGUGAGUAUAAAGAAACUGCUGGAUGAAAAAGGAGAGAAAAACAAACAAUUAUAGGAGAAAAUAAUAGAAUUAGAAUCUUAAAUAGCCAAAACUUUGGCAGGCGAUGAAGAAUAAGGAGGAGAUUAAAAAGUUAAGUAAAUAGAGUAAGAACUCAAGAUUGUGUUAGAAUUAGAAUAAAAAAAAAAUGAAGAAUUUUGCAAUCAAAUAGAUAUUAUGAACUAAAAAAACUCACUUCUUGUUCAAGAAAUAAAAAUGUUGAAUGAAAAUAUGAGCUUUAUGUAGAAAAAUUAAAAUGAACUUGCUGAAUAAAAAGAUUUAUAGAUCAAUUAGAUGAUGCUUAGGUUAAGUUAAUUAGAACAGGCACUGUAAGAUAAAUAAAAUGAAAUUGAACUUUUACAAAAUGAAAGUGAAGAAAAGCUAAAGAAAAUACCUUAACUAUCUAGUUUGGUUUAAGAACUGAAUAAUUAAGUAUAAGCAUUAAAUUAGUAGAUAGAAGAGGAGAAGUAAAAACAUAUUAAGAAUGAUCAAGAAUACCAAAAUAAAAUAUAAAACUUGUCUCAUAAUUAUGAAAAUAAAAUUCAAAAUUUGUAGGAAAGCUAUACCAAAAUGAAAAAUUAACUAAUAGAAGAGAGAAACACUCAUAAGUCAAAAUAAGAAGAUUUCGACCAUUAACUCUUAGAAAAAGAACUUGAAAUAUAAAAUUUAAAAUCAGAAGUUGAGGUUAUGGAAAAAAUAAAGAAUUAGCAAAGUACACUCAUUACUAAUUAUAGAAAAACAAUUUAAGAGACAAAAGAAUAAAUUGACCAAAAAAUUAGUGAACUAGACGAGACUAAAUUCAUAAAAGAAUAAUAAGAUUAGGAUCUUGAAGAGUUGAGGGAGUAAAAUAACCAAAAAGAAAAUAAACUAAAAUAACUUGCUGCAAAAAUGAGAUAAAUUCAGGAUAAGCUAUCAUAAAAAGAAGAUGAAUCAAUAAAUUUUAAUAAGAUAAAAAUGAUGUUUUACAAUGAUAACGAAAGGCUGAAAACUAAUUUGGUAAAAGCUUAGAAAUAACUAUAAGAGUACCAAAAAAAGAUAUUACCUUAAAUAAAGAAAUCUCAAGAAGAAAAAGAUAAUGAAGUAAAAAUGGUGAGAGAUAUGCUUAAAUCCCAAUAAACACUUCUAAGAGUAAAAGAAAAUGACAUAAUUAGAAUGAAAUAAAAAAUUAGUAAACUUGAAGCUUUAAUAGAUGAGUCCAGCAACAUAAAUGAUAACAAAUUCCAUUAAAAUAACAGUGUUUUUUCUAAUAGGAAAGGAGAAAACAAUAAUAUCAAUCUACCACCUCUAAAUGAUGAAAAUUAAGUCUCACCACUUACAAGUAUUGAGUAAAUUAGAAAGUAGAAUCUUAAAAAUUAUCAAAAUAGAAUACUUGAAUAGCAGAGAAAUGUUUAGCUAUUUGGAAAGAAUUAAUUAAAGCAUAGCUCUUUGCCCUCUUCAUAUGCAAAUUAGAAUAUAUUUUAGUUCUAGCAAAACCCAAUAGGUUAGCAUAGUGUUUAAAAUAAGAAAACUAUGCUGAAUCAAAACCCUUCUGGUAACUGGAUUCCUUUUGAUGAAAAAACAAUUUAAGAAGGUAUAGAGGAUAUUAUUAAUUAACAAAAAAAAGUAGAACUUCAAAAAAAGCUUUAAUAAGGAUUUGGCUUACCUGAAAAAUAGACAGUUGAAGAUGAUUAGAGAUGGACACCAGUAUCUUCAAAUAAUGGAAGAGCACCAAGUAAUUACUCACUCAACAAUCAAAAUAUGUAGAACGACUCUCUUUUGAUGAAGAAAAAGAACUACAAUAGUGUUUUUGAUCUAGCUGCUACAAAAGAUGAUAUUAAAAAUGCCCAUCCUAAUCCUUAAUUUAGUCUUUCACCAGUAAGAGUAAAAAUACCAAGCAUGUCAAAGAAAGGAGGAAAUUAUAAAAUCAUACACCCUGAAGAAUAAAACCAAGAACAAAAAACAAGCAAAUUUGAAUAAAUUGAUAACUCUUCUACCGAUAAAACAAUAGAUAAUACACAUGAAAAAUAAAGGACAGCUGAAGAAAACUCUAAACAAUAAUCUCAUACAGAAAAUAACUCUGUAAGCUAAGCAGAAGAUACUCAUAAAGAUGAGGAAGAGGAUUAAGAAAUUGAAGAAGAAAAUGAAUAGGAGUAUAAUAAUUAAGAUGAAGAAUAAGAUGACGAUGAUGAUAAAGAAAAAGACAAUUUAAGUAACAACGAGGAAGAUGAUGAAGAUAAAUAAGAAGAAGAGGAAGAAUAAAAUGACGAAAAUGAUUAAGAUUGA